Messenger RNA from Physeter macrocephalus (sperm whale), 5335 nucleotides. RefSeq names its product AP-4 complex accessory subunit RUSC2-like. The coding region runs from base 1714 to 3753 and encodes 679 amino acids. The record is from RefSeq and is a predicted model, not a curated record. The transcript has 2 exons. NCBI's taxonomy places the organism in Eukaryota, Metazoa, Chordata, Mammalia, Artiodactyla, Physeteridae. Gene Ontology annotation, cellular component: cytoplasmic vesicle.
CACUGCGCCACCAGGGAGGUCCCUGUUCUGUACUUUUAAAACUGAUUAUUGUUGGAAUUUUAGUGUGUUCCCAACUUUCUGUUAUCCUUGUGGCAUAUAUAUUUGAGUUCAAAGUUUUCUUGGCAAAGGAAGAGAAGAGAUGGGAAGGAGUGAAGGGGAAAUUAUCUCACGUACCUCAUAGCAAAACUUCCUAAAAAUUAUCUUUAUCCUUCUCUACAAAAUCCCAUACUUUAAGGCAGCUGUUCCUCUCUUUUCUUUUUCUCAUCUUGUCUCUGCAAAUACCCAUUCCUCUCCACUGCUAAACCUUGGUUCCCUUCCCUCUUCCCUUAAACCUUAAUCUUUUUUCCUACUUAAAAAUUAUAUCUUAACAGCUUUGUUAAGGUAUAAUUCACAUACCAUAAAAUCCACCCUUUUAUAAAACUGAGACAUAAUUCACAUUCCAUAAAACUCUGAAGUUUUUAUUUUAUUCACAGACUUGUGUAACCAUCACCGCUGUCUGAUUUCAGAACAUUUUCAUCACCCCCGAAAAGAACCUCCAUCCCCAUUAGCAGUCACUCCCCAUCUUCCAGUCCCUCAGUCCCUGGCAACCACCAUUCUACUUUUUGUUUCUGUGUAUUUGCCUAUUCUGGACAUUUCACGUAAAUGGAAUCAUAUAACAUCAUACAAAGAAGCCUUUUAUGACUGGCUUCUUUCACUUACCUUUUCGAGAUUCUGUCAUGCUGUAUGUAGCAUGUGUCAGUACUUCAUUCCUUUUAUCACUAAAUAAUAUUCCAUUAUGUAUACCAUAUGAAGUUUAUUUGUUCAUCAGUUGAUGAACAUUUGGAUUGUUCCCACUUUUCUGGCUACUGUGAAUAAUGCUGCUGUGAAUAUUUGUAUACAAGCUUUUGUGUGAACAUAUGUCUUCAUUUCUCUUGGGUAUACACCUAGGAGUAGAAUUUCUAAGUCAUAUGGUAACUCUAUGUUUAACAUUUUGAGGAACUGCCAGACUUUUUCCAAAGUGACUGCACUUUGUGGCUCGUGGCUCCAGCACUGUUUGAGGGUUGCAGUUUCUCCACAUCCUCACCAGCAUUUGUUAUUGCCUUUUAUCUUAGUGGGAAUGAAGUGGUAUCUCAUUGUGGUUUUUAUUUCUCUAAUGACUAAUAAUGUUGAACAUCUUUUCAUGUGCUUAUUAAUCAUUUGUAUGUCUUCUUUGGAGAAAUGGCUAUUCAAGUUCAGUUUUUAAUUGGGUUAUGUACUUUUUACUGUUGAGUUGUAAGAGUUCCUUAUAUAUUCUAGUCAGAAGUCUCUUAUCAGAUACACAAUUGGCAAAUAUUUUCUCUCAUUCUGUGAGUUGUCUUUUCACUUUCUUGAUGGUCUCCCUUGAGGCACAAAGGUUUUUGAUUUUUAUGAAAUCUACCUUAUCUAUUUUCUCUAUUAUCACUUGUGUUUUUGGUAUCUUAUCUAAGGAAGCAUCCAAUCUUAAUCUUAAUCUAAGAUAAUGCAUUCACUCCCUUGUUUUCUUCUGUAACUCUUAGCCUUGUGGCUCAGUUUAGCCUCUGAUUUCUGCCUUUCUGCAUAUCUACUCCUUACCUCAAUCAACACACAAAGGCUUGGCAAGUCCAACAGAGGAGCCUUCCUCUCAGAAAGGAAAGGAGGAAGAAAGAAGGUACCAAGCUCUCCUGAUGAAAUGUGUUCUGCCCCACUGGGCUCCGGGGGCAGUGUCUGGUGCUGUUGAUGCCCUUGUUCGAACUUUCCAGAAUGGAUAGUCCCCCAAAGCUGACUGGAGAGACCCUCAUCGUCCACCACAUCCCCCUGGUACACUGUCAAGUCCCAGACAGGCAGUGCUGUGGAGGGGCAAGUGCAGGUAAUGGGAGCGCAAGACCCAAUCCCUUCUGCCCACCUGAGCUGGGCAUCACCCAGCCUGAUCAAGACCUGGGACAAGCCGACUCCCUGCUAUACAACAGUCUGCAUUCUGCUCCCGGGGGAUCUGCGCGAUCUGCAGACAGCACCAGGAACAGGGGUCGGGAUGGAAGAGGCCCCGGGGCCCCUAAACGACACAAUCCCUUUUUGCUGCAAGAGGGUAUUGCUGAGCCAGGACUUGGUGACCUGUAUGAUGACAGCAUUGGUGAUAGUGCCACCCAGCAGUCCUUCCACCUGCACGGGGCUGGCCAGCCCCCCUUCCAUCCCUCCUCUUUCCAGCUGCCACCACCUGGCCCCAGAGUGGGCAGGCCAUGGGAGGCAACGCGUAGUCGGGCUGGAGUGGUGGACGGGCAGGAACAGGAGCCAGUGACUGCCUUGGAUGCCCAGCAGUGCAGCACUAGCCACAGCUGCCGGCCAGAGCCGGAAGCAGAGACCAUGGAGCUGGAUGAGUAUGGGGGCCCUGGUGGGUGUGGCAGUGGAGGUGGAGCCAGUGAUACGUCUGGCUUUUCCUUCGACCAGGAAUGGAAGCUCAGUUCAGAUGAAUCCCCAAGGAACCCCAGAUGCUCAGGCUCAGGACCCCAGCACUGCCGCUACAGUAGCACAUCCAGUCAGUCCGAGGCGGCUGACCAGUCCAUGGGCUAUGUGAGCGACUCCUCCUGCAACAGCUCAGACGGCGUGCUGGUCACCUUCAGCACCCUCUACAACAAGAUGCACGGCAACUCCCAUGCCAAUCUCAACUCUGCCCAGCAAUCUUGCAGCGACUCUUCCUUCUGCAGCCACUCAGACCCCAGCGCCUUCUACCUGGACCUGCAGCCCUCCCCAGCUGAGUCUAAGAUGUCUUGUGAGUCGCACCACCCUGACAGUGGAGGGAGGGAAGGUGGCUACGGUUGUCCUCAUGCCUCAUCUCCUGAGCUUGAUGCCAACUGCAACUCCUACCGCUCGCACUGUGAGCCCUGCCCAGCCGUGGCUGACCUCACAGCCUGCUUCCAGAGCCAGGCCCGUCUUGUUGUGGCCACACAGAAUUACUAUAAACUUGUCACCUGUGACCUGUCCUCCCAAUCAUCCCCAAGCCCAGCUGGCUCUUCCAUCACCAGCUGCUCAGAGGAACACACCAAGAUAAGUCCUGCACCGGGCCCUGGCCCUAGCCAGCCCUCUGAGUAUUUCCUGUUCCAGAAGCCAGAAGUCCAGCCAGAGGAACAAGAAGCAGUGGGCUCCGAAGCGGAAGCACCAGCUCCCGUGGGCCCCACUGUGAUCGAGGGGCAGGUGUACACCAAUACUUCACCCCCCAACCUCAGCACUGGACGUCAGCGCUCUCGAAGCUACGACCGCGGCCUAGAGCGCAGCCCUCCUAUCCGCCUGGGCUCACUGGAACGCAUGUUGAGUUGCCCAGUACGCCUGAGUGAGGGCCCUGCAGCCCUGACUGGGCCUAGUUCCCCACCUCGGCGGGUCACCUCCUUUGCUGAACUCGCCAAGGGCCGGAAGAAAGCUGCAGGCUCUGGCUCCCCUCCACUGCGAGUGAGCGCUGGGGACUCCUCCCAGGAGUUCUCACCCAUCCAGGAAGCCCAGCAAGACAGGGUGGGCCCACUAGAUGAGGGCAGUCACUGUAGCCAUAGCCUACCACCCAUGCUCUUGGGGCCAGGCCUGGACCUAGUUGGCCCAGAGCCCUGGUCCACCCAGGUCUGUCAGGGCCCCCAGCCCAGUGAGAUGCCACCUGCUGGCCUCAGAGCUUCUGGGCAAGGCCCCCUGGCCCAGCUGAUGGAUCCAGGGCCUGCUCUCCCAGGGAGCCCAGCCAGCAGCCAUACCCAGAGGGAUGCAAGAGCUAGAGCUGACGGUAAGGAACCUAAAGGCUGGUGAAUACCAGGGUGUGUGCAUGGCCUCCUCAGUAGUAGGGCCCUGCCCACCACCCCACGCAUACCACUAGAGGUUCCUCAGCCUAGAUCAAUGAUCUUUCCAGUCCAGAGCAUGUCCUACAGUUGUAAUAGGGGGAAGGAGGAUGGAGAAUAAAAAAUACACCAAGGAGAUAAAAUUAGCACAACUUAGAGAUUGAUGUAUCGGGAAAGGAAGUACUCAAAAGAUUGUGAUUCUAAGCCCGGAUGACUGGAAAGAUGUUGAUACAUGGUUAGGUGCUGCAAACACAGAAGUAGAUUUCCUGGAAAAGGAAUAAGGCAUGAGUUCCAUUUUGGACAUUAAGGAAUUUGCAGUGUUUAAGGGAAAUGUCCAACAGGCAAACCACCCUGGGUAUCAGUAAGUUCACUCUUUGAUCAGUGAUUGUAGCCACUCUUCAAAGAACCUGAGACCCUGACACUUAACCUUUAAGCCUCCCAGGCCAGCUCUUUCCCUAUUUACUUUAUUACACUUAAGUAAUUAUUUUUUAAAAGCUCUGUGUUAAGUGGGUGCUGGUGAUAGAUGAGAGGAACAAUCUCAGUCCUCAAGGAAUUCUGAUGAAGGGUGGAAACAGAAAAGGGAACAAAAUUAAAAUGUAGAGCUGGCAGUGUGUGGUACUAGUCUAUGACAGGGAUAGCUAAACAGACCAGAAUGUCAGAGGAGUGCUAAUACAGUUUACAUUUAAGCACAGUCUAGAAAAAGGAUUAGGAAUAGGCUUUGUGGAGACUCGUAAAAAGAACAUUCUAGGCCCAUACAGUAGUCUAUACAAAAUCACAAAGGCACAGAAUAUCUUGAUGCUUCCCAGAAACUGCAAAUAAUUUAGUAUAGCCAUAGUGGAAUGUGGAUGGAACCAUUAAAGGAUUUUAAUCAGGGAAGUGGCAUUUUUUGGUUUGUAACAGCAUAGUGGCAUGUUUUGAUUUGCAUUUUAGAAAGAUCACUGAUUGUUUGGGUGGAAGGUAGAUUAGAAAGGAUGUCUCCCUGGAGGUCAGGAGACCCCUGUGAUCAGAGAGUCAUUGGAAUAAAAAUAGUAGUUGAAGCUAUGAGUGGAUGAGAACAUCCAGGGAGAAUGUGUAGAGUUAUAAAGGGAAUGAUGGAUAGAGCCCUGGGGAUACAGUGACUUAAGGUUGAGCAGAGCAACCCUCAAAGGAGACUGAGCAAAAUUAGCCAAGAAAAUAGAGGGAAAACCAGGAGAGGGUGAAGUCACAGGAGCCAAAGGAGGAGAACGUUUCAAAAAGAGUUAGGCUCAACAAAUGAGUUCUGAAAAGAAAUCACUAGGAUUAAGGCUGAAGAAUCCCAAGAGCAGCAUUUGGGAGUGGCCAGGGUAGAAGCCAGAUCUCAGAAGGUUUGGAAGGAAAGGGGAGAUAAAGCAGGGGAAAGAUCGAUAAAGGGGAAUUGGCUGUCUGUAGCCUUAGGUUGGUCUGUUGGCUUCUCAAAGGAAAGGGGUUAAAAAAUCAUAAAUGGUGUUAUCUCUGCUGUUAGGGAGAUCACAGUCUAUCAGAAGACUUCACACUCCUAAACAUACACAGAGGAGGUGCCCUUGGGGAAGGGAUGC